Molecule: messenger RNA, 1462 nt
Organism: Cladocopium goreaui
Lineage: Eukaryota; Dinophyceae; Suessiales; Symbiodiniaceae
Source: the annotation of a GenBank genome assembly
AAGUCUCGAGGAGGUGAAGGCGAUGUUAAAAAAACAGCAACUACAGAUAUGUGCUCUUACGCAUGCCGUAGAGUUUCAAGGCAUGCAAAUUUCAAGUUUGCGUGAACAGAUUCUGGCUCCCGAGUCGGGGAUGGCUCCCCAGGAGGCAAUGACGCCCACAACAGCCCCGGAGACCCCUCAGCGAGUUCAGCUGGGAAGUCAAGAUAUGGCGUUGGAGAUGUUGGAGGAGCCUGCACCUGUUUUGCAGAUGCAACCAGAAGCCAAGGCUGAGAUGUCGUUUAAGUUGAAACCUUCCGUGGGCACAUGGUUUCAGAGGCGACGGCUCCUCCAAGUUCCAAACGAGGAUCCCCCAGUGCCGCCGGCAGAUGCCGUGGAGGCUGAUAUGUCGUUUGAGUUGAAACCCUCCGUGGGCACAUGGUUUCAGAGGCGACGGCUCCUCCAAGUUCCAAACGAGGAUCCCCCAGUGCCGCCGGCAGAUGCCGUGGAGGCUGAUAUGUCGUUUGAGUUGAAACCCUCCGUGGGCACAUGGUUUCAGAGGCGACGGCUCCUCCAAGUUCCAAACGAGGAUCCCCCAGUGCCGCCGGCAGAUGCCGUGGAGGCUGAUAUGUCGUUUGAGUUGAAACCCUCCGUGGGCACAUGGUUUCAGAGGCGACGGCUCCUCCAAGUUCCAAACGAGGAUCCCCCAGUGCCGCCGGCAGAUGACGUGGAGGAUCCCCCAGUGCCGCCGGCAGACGACGUGGAGGAGCAACCGGAAUGGGAACAUGGAUGCUGGGACCAAGAAACACCCGAUCCACAGCCAGGAAGACAUGGCUGGCAAGAUGGGCGCAACCGCGGUGAUGAUAACGGGCAGUGGCCGCGGAAUGGAGAAGCACAGGCUUCUUGGGGCCACCAGCGUGCGUGGCCAGCAGCUGAAAGAAACAAAUGGUGGCAGCAGAACGGACAAGCACAGGAGGCACAGGCUUCCUGGGGUCACCAGCGUGCGUGGCCAGCAGCUGAAGGAAACAAAUCGUGGCAGCAGAACGGACAUGCACAGGAGGCACAGGCUUCCUGGGGUCACCAGCGUGCGUGGCAAGCCGCUAAAGGAAACAAAUCGUGGCAGCGGAACGGAGAAGCACAGGAGGCACAGGCUUCCUGGGGUCACCAGCGUGCGUGGCCAGCCGCUAAAGGAAACAAAUCGUGGUCCAACUGGAACUCGUGGGAGCAACGCCAAGAAUCCCCGGGAAGCAGCAAUUCGCAGCCAAGGGCGUACCCGGAUCCAAAUGAUCCCAAAUAUCAUGUCGACUGGGACGCAUUCGCCGCAGAGUGGCAAGAGCGCGAGCGUGCAGUCAACGCUCGGGCAUAGCAAUGUCAAAUUUUCAAUUGAUUUAAAGAACAAAUGUGGAAGAAACGAUUCCACAAGUGUUUUUUCUACUAGCGAAGCUUCCCCUGCAAAGAACGUCGGGAUGCACACAGAGAGCAGUAG